Molecule: messenger RNA, 3222 nt
Organism: Ochlerotatus camptorhynchus
Lineage: Eukaryota; Metazoa; Arthropoda; Insecta; Diptera; Culicidae
Product: GATA zinc finger domain-containing protein 10-like
Exons: 9
Coding region: 129-2453 (774 amino acids)
Source: RefSeq, a predicted model, not a curated record
UGUUCGGUUGCCAAUGUUAUUCGAUGUUGGCAACUAUAAGGAAACAAGAGGGAUUGAUGUUGUGUGCCGCAUAGGACGGACCGAACGACGGACAAAUUGAAUAACUCGAAGAGCCGGAGUCAUUCGUCAUGGAGAAAAGUUUCGAUGAAAUAACAGUCUCCAGCCUGUCCGAUCUGCAGCUGGGAAUUUCGUCCGGCGCGGGGGUCACGAUACCGGAGCAACAGUCGUCUUCGUCGUCAUCAUUCCACCGGGAAGCCUCGCAGCUCAUCAACAGCAAUAGCAGCAACGGGCAACACCAACAACAACAACAGCAGCAACAGCAACGCAACAGCUCCAUCAACGGUAACGAGAAAAAAUCAUCCAGCAAACAGCAGCAACAACAACCGCCCUCGUUCAACCCGUCGAAACACUUGGACGUUUGGCUGGCCAAUGCCAUCCGGGGUCUGGAGAACGCCACCAGCCAGGACUCGCCGGAUCAGCUGGACAGUCCCACUCUGAAGGGAGGCGAACCACUGUCGCUUCCGCCCAAUUUGAGCUACCUUGACGCGCCAAACUCGUCAUCGCCAUCGAAUAUCGGACUGUUUUCGCCAACUCAGCUGCAUCAUCAGCAGCAACAGACACUACCGCUGGACCUAAGUGGCGGCAGCGUGAUUGGUGGUGUCAUUCAACAGCAGAAUCCCUACCGCUUCGGUGUCAAUAGUAAUUUUUUGCUCAACGACGGCAGUGAAUUUGCAAGCCUUCCACCGCGGAUCAGCUAUCAGAGCUUGCAGCAGCAGCAGCAGCAGCAGCAGCAGCAGCAACAGCAACAACAACAACAACAACAACAACAACUACAACAGCUGGGACGGAGGGCUCCACUGCAGCGGAACCAGAGUUCGUCGUUUCAAGACUUGCUGAACGCGCAAAGAAUCAUGACCGAUUCGUACAUCAACGACUCGUCGGACAACGAAUCGAAGAACAGCUGUGCCAAAUCGAAGCUGGAAAUGGCGGAAACCCUGCUGGCCGACCUGAACCUCCUGAACGGUGGUGGUGGUACCAGUACAGCAUCGGGCAAUGGAGGCGGAGGAGGAGGAGGGGGUGGUGGAGGUGGCUACAAUGGCACCACAACCAGUGCAACCAGUGGCAUCAAUCAGAGCACCAAUAGCAAUAAUCUGGUGGUGGUUCUGCUCAAGGAGAUUAGCAAGUUGCACGAAACGAAUAAGAAAAUCUGCCGAAAUUUGCAUGAAACCAAAGUGGAGAUGGAAGCUUUGAAGCAUUCUUCGCACUGGGGCCUUAGCCAACGUAGAGACAGUAUAAGCGGUAUGAGCACCAAUAGUCAGCCAGUAGGAAUGCGUUACAAUAGCUUCGGACUGCAGAGUCCUGCACCGACGUAUCACUCGCAAGGUAGCUACAGUCCUGGUAUGGUGGCGGAUGUGAUUCGGGAGAUCCGUGAGGUAUCACGUGUCCGCGAGGAAGCCAUGAUGGAUCGCAUGAAAACAAUGAUCGAGGAGCGGUCGUGGGCCAUGAACGAGGCCAACUUUCGGCUACUCAAGGAAUCGGAAGACAUGAAAAAGAGCAUGCACAUGGUGCGGUCCGAGAUGAACCAGAUGGUCGAUCGGAUGCUGAAACUCGAGAACGAGGUCAUCAACCUACGGGCUCAGCUGAAUAGUCACCAGCAUCAGCAGCAGCAGCAGCAUCAUCAGCACCAUCUGCGGGAGCGGGACUCCUAUGCAGGUUCGUCGUCGUCCACGGCUGGUCAGGCGGCAAAAUUGAGGAGAAACAGUAUGCAUUUAAACUACGGAAGAAUAAGCAAUACGGACGAGUUCUACGGCGGCAAUAACUUCAAUGACCUGAGCAACGAACUGCGAUUCAGCAACGGCAGUGGCGGUAGUAACAAUAUGCGCGGCAAGAUCGGUGAGAAUAGCUUUGUCGGCCAGACGUUAAAUGGAGGUGGUGGUUUCGGGGAGGAAAUGCAUGAUGAUUCCUCCAACGAUCAGGUGUUGUUGUUGGAGAAGGAUGCGUUGAUGCUGAGGCGAGAGCUACAGGAUGCUUUGGCCUCGAAGCAGGAGUCGGAAAACCGGAUUACAGCUUUGGAAAAUAUUGUAAGCACUCUCAAAGAACAGGUUCCGUCAGCCGUCACAAUGCCGCAGCACCAUCCCGGAUACGGCAUUCAAUCGCGGACGACAGUGACGACGCCGACGCCGACGACGACUGCGAGCCCAGUUGGAAUGGGGGUGGUGGCUAGUAGCCAUCACCAGCAGCAGUACCAACAGCAACAGCAACAGUACUACUUCCGAACCAUCAACAACGUUUCGCCAAGCCCUCAGCUGACUCAUCCUCCGGCCGCACCGAUAUCACCCGCCAAGCUACAGAAGGCAGCGCAGAUCCAGAGCAUCCCGCCGUCGUCCGGCAAGCAGUACAUGCAUCUGCCGUCCAGUGCGAUUAACGUGUCCGGACCGGUUACGGAUUUGUAAGGUCGGUAAAGGUAUGCUUGGAAGGGUUUUUUUUUACCAUGGGUUUCUGGAAGUUCGAGGGGAUCGUCUCUAGCCGGGGUGUGGCUUCAUGUUUUACGAACGUUUGAGGUACUGGGAUGGGACGAGUUUAUCGUUGUCCUCUAGUUGGUAAAAUUGGGCAGCAGAAGAUCGGUUUUCACAAACUUACUCGAACUGUUGAAGCUGUGUAGAUUGGGAAAUGAAUCUUCAUUGGCUCGGGAGGCACGGAACAAAUUUGGUAACGGAUCGGGGAUCUGAGAGGAUGAGCUUCUGUGUAACUUUCCAAUGAUCUAUGUACUCUACUAGCAGAGUUGUGGGGUUCCACCUAUCCGGAGAAAAGCCUGAUACAAUCAGGCCUUUCUCCGGAUAGGUGGAACCCCACAAGGGCCAUAUUCCCGGUCGUCUGGUUGGGUUGGAAUGCGAGUUAACUUUUUACGAGAGGGAGGUUCUUGUAAAAAAAAAAAAAAACUACCACGGUGCUGACAUGUCAGCACCUGGUUUCCGUCGUUGCUAUCCGCAUCCAUAUCGCUGAGCUAGCUGUUGCCGGGCCCGCUAAGUUCCACUGAUGUAACCUUUCCGUACGUCGUGGACUUGAUCCAUGUUGCCAAAACAUCCAGAUGGCUACGUCGCUAACUCGCGUAAUUCCGCGUUUUUAUUUAGCACACCGCUUUCUUUUCUUGAAGACUUUUUAAAAAAGCACUUUGAAAUAAUUCAACCGUUUAUUAUUCACUAAGCCUUUUUACAUUUAACA